GUGGGACUCAUUAAAGAUUGAACCAGAGAAGUCACGUGUGUUCUCAGAAAUGGCUGACAACUGCCACACUUAAAACACAGCUCAAAAACUUUGGAAAAAAGGCAGCAAAAUGGAGUUACCUUUGGAUGAGGAGGAUGGUACCUUCACCAACAUUUCUUUGGCAGAUGAUUCAGCAGAGCAUCUCUCAAGGAAGCGCUCUUCGAAAGUGGAAAGAGCCCAUUCUACAGUGAUGAAUGCCGACAUGGAUGCUGUUGAGGCUGAGAAUCAGGUGGAAUUAGAAGAGAAAACACGGCUUAUUAAUCAAGUUUUGGAACUGCAGCACACACUUGAAGAUCUCUCAGCACGAGUAGAUGCUGUUAAGGAAGAAAACUUGAAACUGAAAUCAGAAAACCAAGUUCUUGGACAGUAUAUAGAAAAUCUGAUGUCAGCGUCUAGUGUUUUCCAAACAACCGACACAAAAAGCAAAAGGAAGUAAGGGCUGACUCACAGAUGAUGCUGUUGUAUUGCUGCUGUCUUUUUUUGUUUUAACUGGCAUAGGCUACAUGAGCUAAAAUACCUUAGUUUGUGGCUUACUGGAUACUUACAGAUUAUAAACUUUGGUGAUAAACAGAAUUAAGAGCAUUAUCAUGGACAGGAGACAUAAGUUUGUGUAUUAAGCAAUGUGCAAAUGUAGUGUAGAUAAUUACUAAAUUUUGAUAUUCGUUUUACAAAUGAGCAUAUCUUGUUAAAAUUGGAUUCAGUUUGUCAGGUUAAACAAAGGUCUGCUGGCACUCUUUGAGGUCUUAGGGUAGAGUUCUUGACUAGCAAAGUAGGUUACAAUAUUGUAUUGAAGCCCUAUUUGAUAAAAAUAUUCAGUCUAAUUGCAUCACUUUUUUCAUGAGAUAUAUUUAAUUAUUGUGUAGUACUGUUCAUAGCUCUGCAAAGCAACUUAAAACAAGAACCUACAAACCA
Molecule: messenger RNA, 951 nt
Organism: Empidonax traillii (willow flycatcher)
Lineage: Eukaryota; Metazoa; Chordata; Aves; Passeriformes; Tyrannidae
Gene: SCOC
Product: short coiled-coil protein
Exons: 4
Coding region: 110-475 (121 amino acids)
Cellular component (GO): trans-Golgi network
Source: RefSeq, a predicted model, not a curated record